Lachancea fermentati is the source of this 987-nucleotide messenger RNA. The record is from the annotation of a GenBank genome assembly. NCBI's taxonomy places the organism in Eukaryota, Fungi, Ascomycota, Saccharomycetes, Saccharomycetales, Saccharomycetaceae.
AUGAAACCCUGGAGAAUAUCAAUUAGAAUGGUUCACCAAAGAGUUACUAUUAUCGGAUCCGGUCCUGCCGCUCACACCGCUGCCAUUUAUCUAGCAAGAGCUGAAGUUAAACCUACCUUGUAUGAGGGUAUGUUCGCUAACGGUAUCGCUGCUGGUGGUCAAUUGACCACUACGACGGAAAUUGAGAACUUUCCAGGUUUCCCAGAAGGCUUGACUGGUAGUGAACUUAUGGACAGAAUGAAAAAACAAUCAGAAAAGUUUGGCACUGAAGUGAUCACAGAGACUAUUUCCAAGGUCGAUCUGUCAUCUAAGCCAUUUAAAUUCUGGACCGAAUUCAACGAAGAUGCAGAACCCAUUACUACAGAUGCCAUCAUCUUGGCUACCGGUGCUUCUGCCAAAAGAAUGAACUUGCCAGGCGAGGAAACUUACUGGCAACAAGGUAUCUCUGCCUGUGCUGUUUGUGACGGUGCUGUGCCUAUUUUCAGAAACAAGCCAUUGGCCGUCAUUGGUGGUGGUGACUCUGCUUGUGAGGAGGCAGACUUCCUAACCAAAUACGGUUCUAAGGUCUACAUGCUUGUCAGAAAGGAUCAUCUACGUGCAUCUACCAUUAUGCAAAGGCGUGCUGAGAAGAACCAAAAGAUCGAAAUUCUAUACAACACUGUUUCCCUAGAAGCUAAGGGUGACGGUAAGUUCUUGAAUGCUUUGAGAAUCAAGAACGUCAAGACUAAUGAGGAAUCGGAUCUACAAGUCAAUGGUUUGUUUUAUGCUAUCGGACAUACUCCAGCCACCCAGAUUGUUGCUGGCCAAGUCGAUUUGUACGAAAACGGGUACGUUAAGACCGUCCCAGGAACCUCGUUGACUUCUGUUCCAGGUGUCUUUGCCGCUGGUGAUGUUCAAGACUCCAAGUACAGACAAGCUAUCACUUCUGCUGGUUCCGGUUGCAUGGCUGGUCUAGAUGCUGAAAGGUACUUAUCCGAGCUAGAGUAA